Messenger RNA from Pezoporus occidentalis (night parrot), 1747 nucleotides. It is a transcript of the gene USP36, whose product is annotated as ubiquitin specific peptidase 36. Lineage: Eukaryota; Metazoa; Chordata; Aves; Psittaciformes; Psittacidae. Gene Ontology annotation, molecular function: cysteine-type deubiquitinase activity. The record is from RefSeq and is a predicted model, not a curated record. Gene Ontology annotation, cellular component: nucleus; cytosol. Gene Ontology annotation, biological process: regulation of apoptotic process; protein deubiquitination.
AUGGCCGUCAUGGAGAACCUGCGGAAGGUGGUGAAGUGGGCCCGGCGGGAGAUGAGCGGGAGGGGGAAGGUGGCCUCUCUGCUGACUCAGGUUGCCAAGAGGGUGGUGCUGCAGGUGGCCAAGAGUGAGCCCCCCCGCUGGAGCUUCCUCAAUAAGCUGCAGAGUCUCUGCAGCAAGUACGUGCGGCUGAACUCGCCAGCCAAGGCUGCUGGACCCCAGUGCGCCGCCGAGGAGGAGCAGCAGGUCAAGCAGGAGAGCAGCGAUGCCCCGGUGGGCCCAGGGGACGGGAUCCCUGCGCCCCAGAAGGUGCUCUUCCCCAUGGAGCACCUGUCCAUGGAGUGGCAGCGGGUGCACCCAGUCGGCGCAGGACUGCGUAACCUCGGGAACACAUGUUUCCUGAACUCCACCGUGCAGUGCCUCACGUACACCCCGCCGCUCGCUAACUACCUGCUCUCCAAGGAGCACCGCUGCACCCGUGACCAAGGCAGCUUCUGCAUGAUAUGUAUCAUGCAGAACCACGUGGCUCAGGCUUUUGCCAACAGUGGGAGCGUGAUAGAGCCAACGGCCUUCGUCCGAGACCUCAAAAAGAUCGCUGGGCACAUGCGCUUCGGUCAGCAGGAGGAUGCACAUGAAUUCCUGCGUUAUACCAUCAGCGCUCUGCAGAAUUCCUGCCUGAGUGGCUGCACCAGGUUGGAUUGCGAGACCCAGGCAACGACAUUGGUCCACCAGAUCUUUGGCGGCUACCUGCGAUCCCGUGUGAAGUGUUUGUCGUGCAAGAGCGUCUCGGACACGUACGACCCUUUCCUGGACCUGGCUCUGGAGAUCUGGGAAGCCGAAGACCUAUGGGAGGCGCUGGAGCUGUUGGUUAAGCCGGACCUGCUGGGAGGGGAAAACUGCUACCUGUGUGCAGGAUGCAACAGCAGAGUGUCGGCAACAAAACGCUUCAGCAUCCACCGAGCCCCCAACGUUCUGACGCUCUCACUGAAGCGGUUCACGUGUGACAGGGAGAAAAUCACAAAGGCCGUGCCGUACCCCGAGUUCCUCAACAUCCGCCCAUACAUGUCAGAGAGCGAGGGGGAUCCUGUAAUGCAUGGGCUCUAUGCAGUGCUGGUGCACUCUGGGUACAGCUGCCACGCGGGGCACUACUACUGCUACGUGAAGGCCAGCAACGGGCAGUGGUACGAGAUGAAUGACAGUGUGGUGAGCCGCAGUAACAUCCAAGAGGCGCUGAAGCAGGAGGCCUACCUGCUCUUCUAUUUGAGACUCUCCGGCCCAGAGAAGAGCUUGGACAGGCCCAUUGCCAGAGCUGUCCCCAGCCUGACUGGCUCUGAGGGCACCGUCUCCAAAGAGACAAAGAAAACUGUGAGUCACAGGCACCUGUUCCCAUCCCUGAAACCUCUUUUCUUCAGCUCACCGAGUCUUUAUUUGUGCCAGUCCCUGCAGGGCAGGAAGCUGGGCAGGAGUGCCCACCACGCGCGGCCUCGCGCGCAACUCGCUGGCAGCCGCUUCCCACCGACCAGCAGCUGCCCCGGCUCGGCUCUGCUGCCUCUGGGCACGUGCAGCAGGGAGGAGCCCAGCCUGGUCACCACCGGCUCGCUCCCAAAGAAGAGGCGGCUCGAGGCAGGCAGCAGCCUCGGCGCUCCAGCGGUCGGGAAGGAGGUCUCCAUCCCACCCAAGAAGAAGAAGAGACUUCUCUCGAGCGAGGCCUCGGAGUCCCAGGAGGGGCCAGAGGCAGGAGGUCCCAGCU